GAAAAAGAACGUCUUUCUAUUUCUCACUUUAUUUUUUUCUCCCUCUCGUACAAGUAGGAGGAAGAAAACAUAUUCCGGAGGCGCGGCGGAACCGUUCGCCGUGCCGGCAGCGAGCCCGCCAGCACACCGCCGGAGCCCCUACCCAGCGGAGGGUGUGGGGAAGGAGCAGAGGAGGAGGAGGGGGAGGAGGGGGAGGAGGAGGACGACGACGAGGAGGCUCUAGGAGUCUCGCGGGAGAAGCUUCUAGAAGCUGCCGGAGGCGGAGCGAGGGCGAGGGCUGCGCGAUCUCGCCGGAACUAGCAGCCUGAGGAGGAGGCGCUGGGGAGGGAGUCUCCCAGAUGCCGGCGCCCUCCUUGAUUUGAAUGGAAGGCAGAUCUCGAGGGCGAGGGAAGCUUCUAGAAGCGGGUUGAGGAGACACGGUUAGCCGUUAGGGUUUGCCUUGGCGGUAGGAGGCGGCGGGGCGGGAUGGGGGGAGGCUCGGAGGGAGGAGGAGACGGGGAGGAGGGCUGCUGCAGCGUCGGGGACACCUCGCCGGGGACCAUCGUUUGGGUGCGGCGGAGGAACGGGUCGUGGUGGCCGGGCAGGAUCCUGGGGCAAGACGAGCUACCACCGUCACAGAUCAUGUCUCCAAGGUCCGGCACGCCGGUCAAGCUUCUCGGCCGCGAGGACGCCAGCGUUGACUGGUACAACCUUGAGAAAUCAAAGCGUGUUAAAGCUUUUCGGUGUGGGGAGUUUGAUGCCUGUAUUGAAAGGGCAGAGGCUACUCAAGGUACUCUUGCAAAGAAAAGAGAGAAAUAUGCACGGAGGGAAGAUGCUAUCCUUCACGCUCUUGAAUUAGAGAGGAAACUGCUUGCGUCUAAGCAUCAGACUCAAGGUUUCAGACCUGCCUACUUUUCUGCCUGCACAAAACAUCGCAAAGACCUUGGAAGUACUCGCUACAAGAGCAAAAAGAGGAAAAGGAAAGAUGUAUCUGCUCUCCCUGAUACAAAAAAAGAAGCCGACCAGUAUUUUCUGCAUGCUGGUUCAAAGAAAAACUUUUCAGGGUCUCUUUCUCAGGGAACUACUGAGAAUCUUACCAGUAAUCACCUCGGCGACUUAUCCAAUGCGAGACAUAUUCAGGGAGGGGCCAGUUCAGAGAGCAAGGAGAAAUAUACAGUUGUGAAAAAGAACAGGUCGGAUGGAAGCGAUUUUGAUGAAUCUAUUGAAAAAGGUGUCAGGCGCCGGCCACUUGUUCAAGUUCUGCAGAGUAGUACAAAAUUACCGCAGCACUCACGGCACAAUGAUGAUUAUGGGGCCAUCUUAAUUGGGGCAGAUAAGGAUCCAUCACCUGCCACCUACCGGGCUAAAAGAAGUAGAUACACAUACCUGCCUAGUGAUUCUGGUGAAACUCAUAGUCUUAGUGAUCUACCUUCUGCACAAAUAGCUUCUACAGGAACCGAUUUUGAGACGGAAAGUUAUCUCCAGCAUCCAAAUUGUUCUUCUGAGGAGCAUACAUCUUCAGACUUUGUUGAGAAGCACAUAUCCGAGUCUUCAGAGAGGGAAUGCUCAGAAAGUGAGACAGAAGAUGAUGCCGAGCUUUUGCAAAGUGCUAAUAUGAUUCUGCCUCCAGAGUUACGUCCCCGUGAUCCUUAUUUCCUUCGGGCUUCUGACAAGUUUGGACAUGCGGAUAAUAAUGGUGAUGAGGCGAACUAUUCUACGUAUUCACAUCAAUUGAAUGAAUCAGAAGAAGAGGAUGGUUAUUCUGAGCAUGGUGUCUCUCAGUGGCAUAUGAAAGGUAAACGUAAUAACCGUGGUGCAGUGAAGAGAUCAAUGCCUAUGACAGAUGGAAAUUCUUGUUUGGACAAACCCAAUGGUCUCACAAAAGGAUCUGUGUACAAGACAAAUGGUAUAAAUCAUAGAAAAGAGAGUGUGCAAACAUCCAAUCAGCAAUUGCUUAGGCACCAAAUCAAAGAGGAGUCCAACUAUGAUUCUGAUGAAACAGAUUUAUUUGAGGACACGAGCCGUACAGAGGUUAACUUGUAUCAUAGUAGAACGUACCCGUCCUCCUUGAAGGCUACUAGGGAUCUUAGCCGGAGCUACAUUUAUUAUGAUGACUACGAAAAUGAUUCUUCCAAGAUUUCUCCUGUUAACUGUGAUGCAGGUCAGAUAUUUCGUGUUGAUCGGAAUGCAUACUGGGACAGACCUUCAUUUUACCAAAGAAAUUACAGUUCACGCCUUGGUGGCUUGGGCCCAAUGUUGUUUGAUGUUGACUUGAAGGUCCAAGCCAGCUACCAUGGAGAGCAUGUUCCUCUUGUUUCCUUGAUGAGCAGACUGGAUGGCAAAGCAAUUGUUGGGCACCCCAUCCAAAUUGAAAUACUUGAAGACGGUACCACUGAUCACCUGGUUUCUGGUGGUGAUAUUAGUAUGGAAGAGAGUACAGGAACUCCGCCUGCUUGGCGUACAGGCAGGAGGACUGCCAUGCAAAGAGUUCCCCGUUCUAAUCCUUCAGGAGCAUCAUUGGAUGGUGACAAUGAAGGCGGGCUUGCAUAUCCAGACUGGGAGAUGAAACCAGUAGUCAGAAAAUACUCAACAUCAAAUCACCAGGUUAAGGUUAAUAAGAAAAUCGUGUCAAAUCCUAGGAGAGCAUCGGUGUCCAAGUCUCAGAAGAAACCAUCUAAGAAAGCAAGCUUAUCAAGCCAAAAGGUCAGAACCAUCUCUUCCAUUUCUACUGGAAGAAGGCAAAACAGAGGUGGUGGUCAGCAUAGCCGCAGCAGCAUUUUUGGUGGCUUGAUCAAAGCAGAGGGAACAAUUCCCCUAGUAACAUGUGUCCCUGCAAAGGUUGUGUUCACUAGGAUACUGGAAGCAGUUGGCAGGCCACUUCUGACUGUUACUCACCGUGUUAGAAUGGAUAGUCAUGCAGUACAAGAUCCAUCAUAGGCAUCAACUGCAAUGCAAAAUAUGUUUGGUACUGGUGUCCUCAAGUUUCAUGUACAUUUAUGUUAACUGAAGAGACAAGUUAUUCAGUCAUUUGGAAUACACCAGUGAGGAGGACGAUUGACAUGGUUGUUUCAUGAUAACACGUAACAGCUGCACUCAUCAACAUUGGUGAGUAGUGACAACAUGUAAAGAGCAAUGGCACUUAUAUACUGUUAACUGGAGGUUGAGAUCAAUUAGGCUCUCAACACGAGUACUUCUUGGUUCUCGCACAGCAGUCGAGCCAGCGACUCCACCAAGCGGGGCAUCCUUGGAAGGGUGACUAGUGGUAGUGACCACCGCUUUUGGCAUUGCUGUCUCCUGUAAAGUACUAACCUACGCAUUUUAGGAUGUCUAUCUAUAUAAAUUUAUGCAUCAUCUAAUAGUCAAUAGGCCAUAGGUUUCCUGAUGUCAUGUAUAAUUCCUCAAUUGUAAUCUGAUCAAAUCUACCUGUUAUUUUGUUGUGGAGGAUUAAUCGGUUCAUCAAGUGUAACUGUGUAAGUUCAGAAGAAUGUGUAGCAAAUCGAUGUAAUAUACUACCAGAGAACAAUUACACCAGAUGAUGUCAACAGUGUGGUUUUCUUUGUGAA
Brachypodium distachyon (stiff brome) is the source of this 3542-nucleotide messenger RNA. RefSeq lists its product as uncharacterized. The transcript is spliced from 4 exons. Lineage: Eukaryota; Viridiplantae; Streptophyta; Magnoliopsida; Poales; Poaceae. The coding region runs from base 466 to 2916 and encodes 816 amino acids. The record is from RefSeq and is a predicted model, not a curated record.